Messenger RNA from Penaeus monodon (black tiger shrimp), 4198 nucleotides. RefSeq names its product protein EFR3 homolog B-like. Gene Ontology annotation, biological process: protein localization to plasma membrane. Gene Ontology annotation, cellular component: plasma membrane. The transcript has 20 exons. The record is from RefSeq and is a predicted model, not a curated record. Lineage: Eukaryota; Metazoa; Arthropoda; Malacostraca; Decapoda; Penaeidae.
CGGCAGUGUAAGCGCCCCGCCGUGUAAACAUGCCUCACAGCUGACUCCUCUCCCUUAUCUCCAGUUUGGCCCAAGAUGACCGUAGGUUGUUGUGGCUGCUGCUCGGCCUUCCGCCCGCGCUACAAGCGGCUGGUGGACAACAUCUUCCCGGCCAACCCCGAGGAUGGCCUCGUUAAGUCGAACAUGGACAAGCUGAUGUGGUAUGCCAUGACGUCCCCUGACAAGCUGGACCGCAUCGGGGACUACCUCGCGCACAGGCUCUACAGGGACAUCAACAGGAGGAAAACAGGGGUAUGUCAAAUUCAUGGGUGCCCUCGACCAGUGCUUGUGUGUGCCCUGCCCAAAAACCCAACCCCUUUGUCGACUUUUGCAGAGGUGCAGAAGUUUCUGGAAUCGACCGGCCCCAAACUGCAGCUGCGGGGCCCCCCCUCGAACCCUAAACCUUUCAGUUUUAGAAGUUUUCCCAAUAUCCGUGAAGACACACCUUCCUACCACCGCCGUUAUGACUUCCUGGUGAGCAAGUUCUCGUCCAUGUGCUAUGCCAGUGAGGACGAAGAGGUCAUGCGGAAGCAGCUACGCACAGCUGGCAUCAAGGGGCUGCAGGGCGUUGUACGCAAGACUGACUGGGACAACCUUGGCGAGAACAUCUGGCUUCCAAACAACUGGAGAAAAGUCCCAUCCCCGUACAACAUGCAGGGAACAAGCCCUCUGGACUACGAGGGACUGGGGGUCAACAACAGCUUUUCUGUGCAGACUAGCAUAGUCAUUGUUCCAUCUAUCCCCCCAUAGGCUCAGUACAGCAUCACAGUGAUAGAGCUCCUCAUGGCCCACCUCAAUGAGAAGAGCAGCGAACCAGCGCAGAUAAGGACAGGCAUCGCAGACGUGCUUUCCAAGGUGAUUCCAAUUGCUGCGGGAGAAUGCAUAGGCCCUUCGGUCAUUGAGAUCAUCAACUCCCUACUGGAGCACAUCCGUUCCUCGGUGGUGGGUGGAGUGAGUGGAAAGGAGAGCUCAGCUGAGAAGAUGUACCAGGAGACGUUAAUCCAUGCCCUAGGAGAAUACGCCAACCACCUGCCUGACUAUCAGAAGAUCGACUCCAUGGUCUUCAUCCUGAAUAAGGUGCCGGGCAGUGACCGAGUGGACGAUGGAGGUUCUCAGCGACCCGAGGCAGAGGUCAAACUUCAGCAUCUGCUCCUCAAGUCACUUCUCAAGGUGGGAACCAAGUACACGACGGUGCAGUACUCAACCACCUUUGCACAGUCCUUCCUGGUUCGUCUCAUGCGCCUCUCCGUCUCGAGUGACGCUGAGGUCCGUCUCACGGUGCAGCAAAUUCUCCACACACUCAUUGACCGCCACCAGAACAUCGAGAAGCUUGCCAAACCAACCCUUGAGGUGAGUCGACUGGGCCUGACAAUGGGCAAGCCGGUGCGCCAAGACGUCAACUUCUGGAAGAAGUCGGGCAACGAGAUCAUGCUCUCCAUCCAAGAGAAUUGCGAGUUCGGCAACAACCGCCUGGUCAACAUUGAGGCCAUUUAUGCCACCCUCAUGCUGCUCAUGGCCGAAAUUCGCUCCGAUGAUGUCAUGGUGGACAUCCUGAGGGUCCUGUUCCACGUGCAGGGCGUUGCACAGAAUGGCACAGUGAGUGGAGCGCAGGGCAUCCAGCUGCAGGCGCUGGUGGCAAGCGUGAUGGUGGUCAUCUCCCACCUGGUGCCCACGCUCAAGGACCACGUGGCGGCCGUCAUCAAGAAGAGGUCCGACGAGGCGCCACACCUGCUGCCUGAGAUCAUGGCCAGCUACGAGUCAGGACUGCCCUGCCGCGACCUCCCAGACGACCUGCUCUUUGACCACUCCAAGGUCCUUGAUCUUCUGGCCAACACGAAUCUGGACGAGAAGGAUACGUCCUCCGCCACCGACAUCAACUCCAUCAGCGUGGAGUGGACAGUGCCUGCUCUUCGCCAGGACUCCCCAGGUCCUCCAAAAAUUUUAAGCUGCCCCCCCCCCCCCCCUUUGCUCCAGCUUCCUCAGACUCUAACCCCUCCACUUCGGCAGUCUGACGAGAAGCGAUUAAACACGAGCAUGUCGAGCAGGAUGCGAAGACACUCCACCACGCAGCAUACGUCCUCCGCCACCGACAUCAACUCCAUCAGCGUGGAAGUGGACAGUGCCUGCUCUUCGCCAGGACUCCCCAGGCGCACCCUAGAGGAGGAGAUUACGUUUGAGUCGCUGAAGAAGGUGCUGACGGAGAGCCCCGAGCAGCGCCGCAAGGCAGAGGAGGAGCGCCGCAAGCAGAUCACGGAGGCUUUCAUGACGGAGUCGUUUGAGGCGCUUGUGGCCAAGAUCCAGGCCAAGCAACCAGACACUCUGCAGACAAAGCUAUCGGAGAUCUUCAGUCGGCUGCCGCCCACAUGCCCGCCUUCCUCUUCUGCGCCCACCUCUGUCUCGUCUGCAUCAGCAGUGAUGUCAUGUGACGGCGUGCCAGGCCUGGCCUCGCCUGUCUCCUCCGUCUACGAGCUGCCGUACCCAGACAUCUUCAUCUACUAAGCGAGACCUCCUGGAGGGGUCUUCCCGUUUCUCCUUCAUGUGUCUCUUACUCUCUUUAGGGGCUUCUUAGAGUCUGUGGGAGGCUAGAUGUUUGUGGGUUUCUUUCAUUGUGGUCACUCAGGCUGUUUGAGAAUAAGAUAUGCAUCACUCCUGCCAGCUGGACCCUUGGGUGUGGUGCACACAGACAAUAUGGAGGAGGUUCUGUGCUCCCCUGGCAAUGGGCUCGGCACAGAGGGAGGCGGGAGGAGGUUGCCAUCUGUUGCGGUGGAGUGCGCAGGGGAAAACGUCUCUUUGGGAAGUGACCUUUGAUCCUUUUUAAAAUUGUUAUUGCCAACAUUAUUAUUAUUUUUUUUUUUGUUACUUUACAUGAUUUUAUUUUAACAAUGAGCAAAUUUUUUUGUCACAACUUUACUGUAUUGAAGUAUUCUCUUGUCUUGGGAUACUUUGUAGUUCCUACAUCAAUUACUACAGGUAUAAUGCUCAGUGUAACUGUUAUUUGUAUUGUUAUUCCCCUGUUUGUGUAUAUUUGUUUAAGGGUUGGAUGUCAUCCAAAUUUCUUUGUACACGUGAUUUUUUUUUUUUUUUUUGUUCUUAACAUUUAGAAUGCCUUUUAUGCCUGCUAGUCAGUCUACGAUUUCCCAGUUACUUUAAAAAAGUGAGAAAAACAAGAAAAUGGGAGGCAUUGUGGAAGACCAGCAUAGCGAGAUAGACAUCUAGGAAGUGAUCUGCGUCUCCCUGCAUCAGAUGGGACUUCAGAAAGGACACUCGGGUGCUAUAGAAAUGUGAGAGAGAGUGAGUGAGUGAGUGAGUGAGUGAGUGAGUGAGUGAGUGAGUGAGUGAGUGAGUGAGUGAGUGAGUGAGUGAGUGAGAGAGAGAGAGAGAGAGAGAGAGUGCUUCUUGGUAUGCUGAUCCCCCUUCCCCUUUUAGGCACAGGGGAAAAAGGAAGCAUCGUAUGCCAAUUUCCCAAAAUGACAAAAAAGGAGUUUGGCUCAUGCUGGAGUUUUUUUGUUUUCUUUUCUUUACCAUUAAGUUUGCUGCCUUUAUGAGAUAUGUUUACGGUUAUAAUUUAUGUGUGAUUUUCUCUCCAGUGCUUUUUUGUUCCUUGGGAUCUGUCCUGCAGCUUUGUUUUGGGGCCUCUGCUUUGUCCUUGAGGUUUGGGGGCUUUUGCUCAUUAUAGGAAUGCAUUUAUGCACAUGUGCACGUAGGCACGUGCGUGUGCACACACACAUACAGAUACACACACAGACACACACACACACAGACACACACACACACAGACACACACACACACAGACACACACACACACACACACACACACACACACACACACACACACACACACACACACACACACACACACACACACACACACACACACACACACACAUAAAUACAUAUACACAUAUACAUAUUUUGAAGCAGACAUUACAUGGUGAAGAACUGAAGAUAUGCUCAUAUCACUUUCCUCAGUGAUAAUCUGUCUUGAUUUUAGCAUAUCAAACAAAAUGGCAAGAACUUUAUGACCACAUGUAUUAUUUUCCUGGUAUCAUCUUUAUCUUCUUUUAACGGUAGGUUCAUGUCUGAGCCACCGUGGUCACAGCAUGAUACUUAAUUGUAGUUUUUCAUGUUGUGAUGCUCUUGGAGUGAGUACGUGGUAGG